Molecule: messenger RNA, 2000 nt
Organism: Zingiber officinale
Lineage: Eukaryota; Viridiplantae; Streptophyta; Magnoliopsida; Zingiberales; Zingiberaceae
Product: FRIGIDA-like protein 4a
Exons: 3
Coding region: 118-1710 (530 amino acids)
Source: RefSeq, a predicted model, not a curated record
UGAUUUCCCUCCUUCUCUCGCGCUUUCCGGUCUAGGGUUUAGGUUGGAUUCCUCAGCUGUUCUUCCACGACGGCGAGUGUAGAGAUCGAGGUGCAGGAGCUAUUGGGAGGACCGGAGAUGGGAUCGGAGGUGGCCUCCGUCGUCCCGAGCUCGGUGGUCCAGGAGAGCCUCAAGCAGUUAGAGAGGCAGCAGGAGCUCAUCAGCUGCUGCACAGUGCUGUGGAAGGAGCUAUCAGACCACUUCUCCGUCCUCGAACGAGGUCUUGAGAGCAGGUCCGAGGCCCUCCGAUCCAAGCGUCAGUCCCUAGAUGCCUCCACCCAGUGCGCCCUCGACUCCCUCCGCCACCGUGAGUUGUCCAUCGACGGCGCCGUCGACCUCGCACUAGCCAAGCUCGAAGAGCGCCGCGCUGCCGCUGCUGAGGCCCUUGCGGCUGCUGCUGCGGAGGUCGAGGAGCUUGAUAUCGCUGGAAAGUUGCGGUCUUUGUGCACAAAGAUGGAUUUCGCUGGUUUCUUCGAUUUCGUGGUUGCCAAAAGGAAGGAGCUGGAGAUUCUUCGAACGGAGCUUCCUGUGGCCCUCUCUGAUUGCAUUGAUCCUGCCAAAUUUGUGUUGGACGCGAUCUCUGUGGUCUUCCCGCUGGAUAAGAGGACCGUGAAAUCACCUAAUGAUCUUGGUUGGGCAUGCGUGAUGAUUUUUGAGUCUCUGUUGCUGGUGUUGGCUGAUCCAGAGCUGGGAUCGACCAGGCCAUUGGUGACUCGGUGCGCAAGGAAACGGGCUGAAGAGAUGGCAAAGGAAUGGAAGGAGGGGCUGGAGCAUCGUGGAGGAUUUGAGAAUGUUAAGCCACCUGAUGCACACACAUUUCUCCAGCAUGUGGUGACUUUUGGAAUUGUAGAUACGAAUGACAAGAACCUAUACAGGAGACUUGUGAUCAGCUUUGCCUGGAGGAGGCAAAUGCCCAAGCUUGCUAUUUCCCUAGGACUCGAGGAUAGUAUGGAAGAUAUUAUAGAAGAAUUAAUUGACAAGGGGCAUCAACUAGAUGCUAUAAACUUUGCCUAUGAGGCUAGCCUCCAAGACAAGUUUCCUCCUAUUUCCCUGAUACAAUCCUUCCUCAAAGAUUUGAAGAAGUCAACUUCAACAUCAGAGGACUCUAACAACAGCGGGCAAGCUGUGAAUAGCACUAGCAGGAAAGACCAGUCAGCUAUUCGGGCUGCUAUCAAAUGCAUUCAAGAUCACAAGCUUGAAUCUGAGUUUCCACUAGAGAGCCUUCAGAAGCAACUCGAAACAUUGGAGAAGGUGAAGGUGGAGAAGAAAAAGCCUGCUGUUUCUAGCCCUUGUUCCAGCACUGGUCCCGCUAACAAGCGAACACGGGCCAACCAUGGCGGACCAAUGCCCCCUGCCAAGGCUGGUCGCACGACGAUCAAUGCCUGUGUUUCGUCUUUCCCAACCACUCCAGCCUAUGUGCGAUCGCCCUCUGCUCACACAACAUACUCUGCUCCACCUGCUUAUCCUCACACUGUCUAUGGCAGCAGGAGUCCACCAGCCAUCAGGGAGCCAUACGGAUACCCAGUUGAAGAAGUUGCCCACAUUCCACUCGGCGCAACAUACCCUUCACCACCAAUGAACUACCCAGCCUAUGGCGCCUACCACAAUUGUGGCAUCGGAGGUUACAACAAUGGGCUGGCACCAGGCUAUCAGCAGGCUUACUUCAGGUAGGAGGAAUAGGAAUGCGGUUGCAUUGUGGCUGAUACAAUCACUAAUAAUCCUCAAUCAUUUGCUUAAUGGCAUAUUUUGUAGUGGCUAACUACAACUGUAGGAUCCAUCAUCCAUGUGUGCUUUAUUAUUUGGUUUGCUUUAGUCAGGUUAAGAGCAGCUAUAUUUCCCGUGCUGUUUGUAAAUCAUGUCGGACUAAAUCUUAAUGUCUAAUAACUUCUCUGGACAGUUGUGAUAGUGCUACUUACUCUACUAGAUGCUUGUUGUUUAUAAAAUGUUUAGUAUCUUUUUCC